AUAAUUUUAAAAUUUGAAAUAUUUACCUUUUUAUUGCUGGAAAAUUCGUUCAAGGGCAAUACUGUAUUUGACAUUUAUUCAGAAACUCUCAUUCCUAAAUUUACUCCCUUAAUUAUUGGUUUCUACUCACCCAUGAACCACCCACCAUUUUUUAGUUCAUUCACGAAAACCUACACACACCAGCACAUACAGUUACACACAUGCACAGGGCGCCGCUCCCUCUUUUCGGAGAAGAUGGACGCCGCCGCCAGGUUCAUCGCCUUCACUCUGCCGCCACAGGACGAUCACCGCCGCCGUGCCCUAGCCACCUCUCUAUCUCUCUCAGACACACACACACACACACACAUUGUGAAAAGCAGCAGUAAGUUUCUGCAGAUUGACAAAGAGAUUGAAGUUUCAUCAGUAUUUCUGCAUAAUCAUCCUUCAUUUCUGCGUAAAGAUGCAUUUUCAGAGGAUGGAGUGAAAGAUAAGAUGGUGGUGGCGAAGAAGGUGCUGCAAGGAUCGGCGCCGCCGAGCUGCGUGCGGCGGUGAUUUUGAUUAAGAGAGCCCCUGGUUAUGCUUUCAUUGAUUUUGAUUUGUUGCUUGUAUCAGAAAUGAAUCUUGCGAUGGCGAAAGAUGUAAAUGAGAGCAAUUGUGUAAUUGAUUUUUUUUAUUUGUUUUAGUGAAUUAUGAUAUUGAUGUUCUUGUAUAUCAUUUGUAUUUGUUCAAAAAAUUUGAAUUGUUAUUCACAUCUUGUAGUGACAUAUUCAUUUAAUAUGAAUAAUGGAUUGCUUUAAA
Salvia miltiorrhiza (redroot sage) is the source of this 777-nucleotide messenger RNA. RefSeq lists its product as uncharacterized. The transcript is spliced from 2 exons. The record is from RefSeq and is a predicted model, not a curated record. Lineage: Eukaryota; Viridiplantae; Streptophyta; Magnoliopsida; Lamiales; Lamiaceae. Bases 133 to 531 code for a protein of 132 amino acids.